Pyricularia pennisetigena is the source of this 2361-nucleotide messenger RNA. RefSeq lists its product as uncharacterized. Gene Ontology annotation, biological process: chloride transmembrane transport. Gene Ontology annotation, molecular function: chloride channel activity. The transcript has 8 exons. NCBI's taxonomy places the organism in Eukaryota, Fungi, Ascomycota, Sordariomycetes, Magnaporthales, Pyriculariaceae. Gene Ontology annotation, cellular component: cortical endoplasmic reticulum. The record is from RefSeq and is a predicted model, not a curated record. Bases 109 to 2361 code for a protein of 750 amino acids.
CCAACCCAACCUCCCUCCUCGUCCUUGCAAUUUUUGCUUCGUCCGAUCAACACUCUCAACUUUUCCCAACAACCCUCGUGCCCCACUCCUCAAUACCAAGAGCCAAGGAUGGCGACAUUAAAAACCCUAUACGGGUCCGAUAGUGCCAGCCGGCCUGAGCUCCAGGAAAAUUUCGGCGUUGACUAUGUCGUGGACUACCACAUCCCACCAAGCGAAGCCGAAAGGGCUGAGGCAGAGGCGACAUUUAUCCAGCUCGUCAAGGCCCUGGCCGGCGUAGGAUUCGCGACAGAGGUCCGUCAUGGAGGCAAAUCCUCGCUGUUAAUCUUCCUCAAGAUCACGUCGGACAAGCUGCUGCAUGCACAAGUCUACCGGCAUCGCUUGCAAGACUGGCUAUACGGUGUCCGCGCCUCCGCGCCCAACAAACAGGAUUUGACAAACCACUUUGAAGAGGAGCCAGUCUCGGAGGCAGAGCGACUGAGACUAGCUUAUAUGCUCAUCUGCAAGCCCAAGAAUGAGGGCGGCGCGGGUAUCACGCCACGCAGUGGCCAGUGGAAACAUGUUGCGUCCAUCUUUCCGCUUCACGAUCACAAGUUCAACAGGGACUGGAUCAAACGAUGGAGCACCAAGUACGUCCUAGAUGACCAAGACCUCAACGAGAUACGUGACAAGUUUGGCGAGGACGUUGCCUUUUACUUUGCUUUUCUGCAGUCCUACUUCAAGUUUCUCGUCUUUCCUGCUGCCUUUGGAUUCGCCGCCUGGCUUGUACUCGGAAAAUUCUCCUGGGUAUAUGCUUUGGUGAACUGUCUGUGGUCCGUGGUGUUCUUCGAGUACUGGAAGAAGAAGGAGGUUGAUCUGGCUGUGCAGUGGGGCGUUAGAGGCGUCUCUAAGAUCCAACAACCGCGGCCUCAGUUCCAGCACGAGAGCGAAGCUCAAGACCCAGUCACGGGCGAAAUCAUCAAAGUCUUUCCCCCGAUGAAAAGGCUGGCCAGACAGCUUCUACAGAUUCCAUUUGCCAUUGCAUGCAUGGGCGUUCUUGGCAGCUUGAUCUUUUCAUGCUUCGCCAUCGAAAUAUUCAUCACGGAAGUUUAUAACGGACCCUUCAAGCAGUACCUGACGUUCCUUCCGACGGUUCUGUUGACAAUUUUCAUGCCGGCAUUGACUGCACUUCUUACCAGCUUAGCAGACAAACUGACAGCUCUAGAGAACUAUGAAACCGAGGCUGCGCAUCACGCAUCUUUUGUCCAAAAGAUGUUUGUCAUCAACUUCAUUACGGCAUAUAUGCCUCUGUUCCUCACUGCUUUUGUUUACAUCCCAUUCGGAAAGGUUCUGGCUCCACAUCUUGAUGUCUUCCAAGUCACUGCUCGCAAACUCACCAGAGAGGGCAAGGGCAUCAAGACCAAGGAGUUUCACGUCAACCCGGAUCGAUUUACUAAACAAAUGUUCUAUUUCACGGUCACUGCGCAAAUCGUCAACUUGCUCCUCGAAGUCUUUGUGCCGUACUUCAAGCGCAAGGUUUUCAAAGCAGUUGAAAAGGUGCAGGAUGGUAUGCAUCAGAGCGGAACCGUUCAUCACCAAGAUCCUUCCGAAGAAGCAGCUUUCUUGGGCAGAGUUCGAGAUGAGGCCAUGUUGGAGGUGUACGAUGUGACCACGGACUAUCGAGAAAUGGUGGUUCAGUUUGGAUAUCUAUCAUUGUUUUCUGUUGCUUUCCCACUGACCGCAUGUUCGUUUCUGGUCAACAACUGGGUAGAGGCCAGAUCAGACGCCAUGAAGAUUGCCAUCGGUUCACAAAGACCGAUUCCAUGGAGGAAUGAUACAAUAGGCCCUUGGUUAACUUCUCUGGGAUUCCUGUCGUGGCUGGGAAGUCUGACGAGCGCAGCAAUAGUUUACCUCUUCAGCAGCAGUAGCGAUCGACAAGGUCCUGAUGGGCGCCCCUCAAACUUGAGUGGCUGGGCACUGCUCCUAAGCAUAUUCGUUGCGGAGCAUGUCUACCUUGUGGUCCAACUGGCAGUCCGAUACGUGGUGGAAAAACUCGACAGCCCCGGUCUCCAGAAGGAACGUGCGGAAAGGUUUGCACUGAGGAAGCGGCUGCUGGAUGACACCUUGGGCCACAAUGAAGCCGAGAAAGCGGCUACAGCGGUACUCAGCGGGAGUGAGAAAAUCACGCGUGACUCUCUUGAGGAGGAGGCCAGGAUUGCAUCCACCAAGGGCCACGGAUCUCCCGAAGAAAGGCAAGUACCGCAUUCACACCUCAAGUUCUUCUGGCUCCGUCAAAGAGGAGCGGGUGAGACGAUUGAAGUUGGGCGUCGCUUGAUCUCAGAGGUCGAGUCGGCCCAUAAUGCGACAAAGACGACACGUAAGUGA